AUGGAGAGUGAUGAGAGUGGAGGCAACAGCAGCAGAUAUGUCCGGGAGCGGGCGACUUUGCUCGGCAAUCUCAGUGCUGCCCAGCUUGCCCGCGGCAGCCCCGAAAGGGCUUUGGAGGCAGCCCGAUCGGCGAGCGGCAUGGACACAGCCUACACCAAAGCAUACUUCCGCGAAGCCAAAGCGUUGUUGGCGCUGGGGCGACCCUGUGCCGCAGUUAGUGCUGCCCGGCGAUUGUAUUUCGUGGCAGGGAUGGACAGAGCCGACCGAGAGGUCCGAAACCUGCUGGAUGCUGCUGCAGAACAACUGCGCAAGCGUCAGCACAGGCCUCGUGUGUCGUGCAGAGAGAGCUCUUCUGCUCCGGCCUCUGACUUGGAGUCGACCGUGGAUCUUCCAGAUCUGGUUGCUGACUGUUGCAAUGGGGAGGAGCUUGUCCAGCUGUCACAGACCUCGCGGCGGCUACGCAAGCAGCUUUUUUCCGAAGAGGCGCUGCUAUGCCGGGCGUCGCAGCUUUGUCACAGCCGAAGCUGGCUUCGGCGGGAUGCGGCAUUUGGCCAAAGUGCUGGAUGGGCCUAUGCGAUCCACCUGGCGCAUGCCAGGUCUUCUAUCAGGGACCGGCUUGCGGUGUGCCGGACAGAUGGGAAGGUGGCGCUUGUAGAUCCAGAGACGGGAGACCAGCAGCUUCUGCCCGUUCCUGGCCAUGGUGUCGACUUCACGCUGUGCUGGGGCCCUCGCAGUGAAUUCUUGGCGUUCACGGCCGUGAACAAGGCCUCGGGGGCUGCGUUAAUCGUGAUCCCGACGCUUCAGCGAAGUCAGCCCUUGGUCAUACCCCUCAUCCCCUUCCUGACGCCGUAUUACCUGUGUCGUCCCCGGCAGGCUUUAGCUCCUCUCAGACAUCUUUCAGUUGCGGCAAGAAGUCAUGCUUUCACGUGA
Symbiodinium necroappetens is the source of this 930-nucleotide messenger RNA. The record is from the annotation of a GenBank genome assembly. NCBI's taxonomy places the organism in Eukaryota, Dinophyceae, Suessiales, Symbiodiniaceae.